AUAUAUUACCAAAACACAAACAUGGUUCACUUAGGCCCUAAAAGACCUCAACACAGAAAAGGUACCUUCACCGAUGUCCCUGAACAGUGGAUGGAACAGUUGCACGAAAUCGAAAACUUGUUAACGGUUUCAGCAGAAACCUUGAGAACCAUCACCACCCACUUUGUCAGUGAGUUGGAAAAAGGCUUGAGCAAAGCUGGCGGUAACAUUCCCAUGAUCCCUGCCUGGGUCAUGGACACCCCUACCGGCAAGGAGACGGGUGACUACUUGGCGAUUGAUUUGGGUGGAACAAACUUGAGAGUGGUGCUCGUACGGUUGGCAGGUGACUGCACUUUCGACACCACCCAGUCCAAGUUCGCGUUGCCUGAAAGCUUUAGAACCGGCUCCGCCGACCAGUUGUUUGACUUUAUCGCCGAUAGCUUGGCCAAGUUCGUCGAAGAACAAUACCCAGAAGGAUGCCUGGAACCUUUACCAUUAGGAUUCACUUUUUCGUACCCAUGUUCCCAAUCCAAAAUCAACUCAGGAAUCUUGCAAAGAUGGACCAAGGGCUUUGACAUCGACAACGUGGAAGGCCAUGAUGUGGUUCCCAUGUUACAAGCAUCCAUUAAAAAAGUGGGUGUUCCAAUUGACGUGGUGGCCUUAAUCAACGAUACCACCGGUACGUUGGUGGCCUCGAUGUACACGGACCCAGAGGCCAAGAUGGGCUUGAUUUUCGGUACUGGCUGUAACGGGGCCUACUACGACGUGGUAGGAGACAUCCCCAAGUUGGAGGGGAAAUUCCCAUCCGACAUUCCUGCCACCUCGUUGAUGGCCAUCAACUGCGAGUACGGAGCCUUCGACAACGAGCACGCAGUUUUGCCCAGAACAAAGUACGACGUGCAAAUCGAUGCCGAAUCACCUCGUCCCGGCCAGCAGUCGUUUGAAAAAAUGAUUUCGGGCUAUUAUUUGGGGGAGGUUUUGAGAUUGGUGUUGUUGGACUUGGCCGAAGAAAAGGGCUUGUUCUUCAAGGGCCAGGAUUUAUCCAAGUUGCACAAGCCUUUCAUCAUGGACACGUCGUUCCCUGCUCACAUCGAAGACGACCCAUUUGAAAAUUUGUCGGACGUCCAGGAGUUGUUUGACACAGUUUUGGGCAUCCAGGUGACGUUACCUGAAAGAAAGGUUAUUCGUAGAUUGGCUGAAUUGAUUGGUGAAAGGUCCGCCAGGUUGUCUGUGUGUGGAAUUGCUGCCAUCUGCAAGAAGAGAAACUACAAGAAGGCCCACUGUGCGGCCGAUGGAUCUGUUUACAACAAGUACCCGCAAUUCAAGGAAAGAGCUGCAAAGGCCUUGAGAGACAUCUUCGAAUGGACCGAGGACGAGGAUCCGGUGGUGAUUAUUCCUGCAGAAGAUGGAUCGGGCGUAGGGGCUGCUGUGAUUGCUGCCUUGACUGAAAAAAGAUUGGCUAACGGAUUAUCUGUUGGUCUCGAAUAGUUUUAUAGAUAAUGCUAAUGGUGAAGUUAAUGGUUUUUGUGCGCGCACUGCGAUUAACUGCGAUUAGUGAUCGCGCUACAAUUCGGUGCGCACCAACUAUGAACCUGGACUUGAUGGAACAAUCUCUUAGGGAGAUAGCCGUCGAGGGCAUCGACCUCGACCAGGAGUUCGACGUCACACGCUUACAGGAGGAGAAUGACUUGAUCGUAUUGACCAACCAGAUCUCAUCUGAUGAGUUGAUCAGUAACGAGGAUAUCCUAAACACAGAAAAGUUGAUUGCUGAAGGCAGAGCAGAGUCUGAAUACACCACGUAUAACUUCGAUCUUUGGAGUGUGUUGAAGAGGGGCGCCAUCAACUUGGUGUUACCCUUCAUCAAUGGAAUGAUGUUGGGAUUCGGAGAGAUUUUGGCCCAUGAAAUAGGAUUCAAGUAUAACUGGCAAGGGGCCCGAGUGGUGCCCGAGAGACGUAUAGAACAGAAAAAUAGCCUGUCUAGGUACUUGUAAUGGUUUAUAUUCUAAUGCUAAUGGAUGCACUUUAGUGCACAAAAUCUAAUAUACUUGUCAUAAUUCGUAUUCAUGUCCAAAACCAGACGGCACCUGCUUGAGCCACAAACACUUCAAACAAGCGGUGUCUCGUGCUUGUCGCUAAAUAGUUCGUACUGUCUGUCUUUUCCCACCGGAAACCUCUUUACUGUAUCACAUACCAUGCACAGAUAAAUAAGAACGUCGUUUUUGGGGUCUUUGGAGCCCGACAAAUUCUCUAGCCGGACCCGUAGUGUGGCCCCAGCAACGAGGAUCGUAUUACACUGCUUGCACAUGGUUCUCUUGAAGUUAGGUGUCAACUUGAGCACUGCUUUUUUGGAUAUCACCGUAGCAUUUCUGCUGUAGACUCGGGAGAGUGUGUGAAACUUGGGAUUUUGUAACAUCAUUUGUGACACCUGGUACAAGUAAGAUAUCCGGGUGUACUCGUCUUUCUUGGGAAUGGACGUAGGGGUUUUCCCAGAUGUCUUUUUAGCCAUCUGCAAACCUCAAACCUCGAACCUC
Molecule: messenger RNA, 2510 nt
Organism: Yamadazyma tenuis ATCC 10573
Lineage: Eukaryota; Fungi; Ascomycota; Pichiomycetes; Serinales; Debaryomycetaceae
Source: RefSeq, a predicted model, not a curated record